AUGACUGUAGAUGACUAUGAGGAACUUCUCAAAUACUAUGAAAUUCAUGAAACUAUUGGAACAGGUGGCUUUGCAAAAGUUAAAUUGGCUCGUCACUUACUUACUGGUGAACAGGUUGCAAUAAAAAUAAUGGACAAGCUGACUCUGGGGGAUGACUUACCUCGUAUAAAAACUGAAAUUGAAGCAAUGAAGAGCUUAAGCCACCAGAAUAUCUGUCGUCUGUACCAUGUAAUUGAGACACCAAAGAAGAUCUUUAUGGUUUUAGAGUACUGCCCUGGAGGAGAGCUCUUUGAUUACAUAAUUGCAAAGGACCGCUUAGCUGAAGAUGAAGCCCGCAUCUUUUUUCGUCAGAUUGUAGCUGCAAUUGCCUACGUACACAGCCAGGGAUACGCACACAGGGACCUCAAACCAGAAAACUUGUUGAUUGAUGCUGAGCAUAAUUUGAAGCUGAUAGACUUUGGUCUCUGUGCAAAACCAAGGGGAGGUCUGGAUUACCAUCUGAACACAUGCUGUGGGAGCCCUGCCUAUGCAGCACCAGAGUUAAUUCAGGGCAAAGCUUAUAUUGGCUCAGAGGCAGAUAUCUGGAGCAUGGGAGUCCUUCUGUAUGCUCUCCUUUGUGGAUAUCUACCAUUUGAUGAUGACAACAUGAUGGCGCUCUAUAGGAAAAUUGUGAGGGGGAAAUAUGAUGUCCCCAAAUGGCUUUCACCUGGCAGUAUCCUGCUUCUGCAACAGAUGUUGCAGGUGGACCCAAAGAAACGGAUUAUGGUGAAGCAUCUUUUAAAUCAUCCUUGGCUCAUGCACGGUUAUUCCUUUGCUGUCCUGUGGCAAAGUAAAUACCCCCUUGGAUGCCUUGAUGAAGAUUGCAUAACAGAACUUUCUGUGUUUCAUAAAUGUAGAAGAGAAAAAAUGGCAGACAUAAUUUCAGAGUGGAAAUAUGAUAAUAUAUCUGCAACAUACCUCUUGCUUCAAUACAAGAAGACUCAUGGUAAGCCUGUUCGCCUGAGGAUUCCUUGUCUAGCAGGAGAAUGUAUGAGCACCACACUAUUCAAAGAAGGGAAGAUAAAAAAAGCCCUGAGUUAUGAAGAUGGUUCGGACAAUAAAGAACUUCCCUAUGUAUUUGGCUCCAUGGAAUUUCUAACGUCUUUUGAUGAUGGUCAGCUUAUGUUAGGAAAUACACCCAGACCUAAGCAGAAACUAAUGUUCCAGGAUGGAGGAGAGUUCAGUUCGCCGUUACUUUCUGUGCCCAAGAGAGGAACAUCAAACAAACGUGCCAACAAAGAGAACACUGGUGCUCCAGCUGCCCAGGCAGAGACCUUUGCACUUCCUCCACCCAAGACGCCUACUUGGGACAUGGCUGAGAAACAAGUGCUGACCUCUUCCAACUAUUCUGCUCCACUCGAGGAGAAAAAUUCAGUCGCCCAACCAGUGCCAGUAAAUACUCCUAUUAAAGCAAAUGAGCUGACAGCCAACGUCAUUAGCCCCGAGAGAAGGUGCCAUUCAAUGGAGCUGGAUUUAAAUCAGAUGCAUCUGGAAAAUGGCCAAAAAAGAAAAGGAGCCAAAAUGUUUGGGAGCCUUGAAAGGGGCUUGGAUAAAAUGAUCACAAUGCUUACCCCCAGUAAAAGGAAAGGUUCGACUAAAGAAGGCCCGAGGAAGUUAAAGGCUCACUACAAUGUGACAUCGACUAACUUAAUAAAUCCAGAUGAGUUGCUACAGGAAAUAAUUGCUGUCCUUCCAAAAAAGCAAGUUGAAUAUGUACAGAAAGGUUAUAAACUGAAGUGUCAGACCCAGUCAGACUAUGGCAAAGUGACAAUGCAGUUUGAAUUGGAGAUUUGCCAGCUAAGCAAGCCUGAAGUCCUGGGCAUUAGAAGGCAACGGUUGAAGGGCGAUGCCUGGGUCUACAAAAGACUAGUGGAAGACAUCCUGUCAAGCUGCAAGUUAUAGAUCUCCUAGUUCAUUACGAAUAUACAGACAGUUUUUAGCCAUGCUUAUU
Molecule: messenger RNA, 1990 nt
Organism: Pseudonaja textilis
Lineage: Eukaryota; Metazoa; Chordata; Lepidosauria; Squamata; Elapidae
Gene: MELK
Product: maternal embryonic leucine zipper kinase
Biological process (GO): protein phosphorylation; intracellular signal transduction
Cellular component (GO): cytoplasm
Molecular function (GO): ATP binding; protein serine/threonine kinase activity
Source: RefSeq, a predicted model, not a curated record